Molecule: messenger RNA, 714 nt
Organism: Dictyostelium purpureum
Lineage: Eukaryota; Evosea; Eumycetozoa; Dictyosteliales; Dictyosteliaceae
Exons: 1
Coding region: 482-640 (52 amino acids)
Source: RefSeq, a predicted model, not a curated record
GAAAUAGUUGAAGAGACAUCCAGACAUUCAAUGAAUGUCACUGGAUACAACAACAAUAGAAAAAGCUUCAUUAUAAAAAAUUAUUGGGGGGAGGAUAAAUUCGUUUAUCUUCCUUUUGAUAUUUUAGAGAGGAAGUUAACAAAACCAAUCUUUAUUUUUUUUUAUAAAUAAUAAGAAAACAACAAAAUCCCUAAAUAAUUUAAAAUAACAAUCAUAUAAUAAUACUUUAAAAAAAACCAACUUUUUAACUGCUUUUUCUUCCAAUCAUUCUAAAAUAAUUUUAAAAAGCAGAAUCAAAUAAUAAUACUUUUUAUCACUCAUUUAUAAUAAAAAUAUCAAAUAUAUAUCAAAAAAAAAUGUUCUAAAAACAUUCCCACAAAAAAAAAAAACAAUAAUAAUAAAAAUAUCACAAAUGGUAAAAACCCCAAAUAAACAGAUGAUCAAGAACAACAACCAAAAUUUAUAGAGGAACCACUAUGCCAUGGAAAACAUAAAACUUUUGAGCCAACAUCUCAACUUACAAUGGAAAAGUUUAGAAAUCAUCAAUUUACCAAAUCAAAACAGAUCCAAUAAAAAAGAAAUCACAAAGCUAAUAAAAAAGAACAUCAGCAACAGAGGAAAAAAAGAAAAAAAAAAUUAAAAUUAAAAAACAAAAAUAAAAAAACCAAAAUGAAUUAAAAUUAAAUAAAUAAAAGUGGUGUUAACCUUUGCUCC